Pyricularia grisea is the source of this 2895-nucleotide messenger RNA. RefSeq lists its product as uncharacterized. The transcript is spliced from 2 exons. Gene Ontology annotation, molecular function: DNA-binding transcription factor activity, RNA polymerase II-specific; RNA polymerase II cis-regulatory region sequence-specific DNA binding. Gene Ontology annotation, biological process: regulation of transcription by RNA polymerase II. The coding region runs from base 1 to 2190 and encodes 729 amino acids. The record is from RefSeq and is a predicted model, not a curated record. NCBI's taxonomy places the organism in Eukaryota, Fungi, Ascomycota, Sordariomycetes, Magnaporthales, Pyriculariaceae.
AUGGCUGCCGCUUUCCGCCCGGCCAACAACGGUCCUGGGCAUUCCGAGGCCUUGCAUGAAGGCCGACCCCCGAGCGCAUCGCUACAAUCAUCUGAGAACAGAGCUCAGCAGAUGCAUUCGACUGCUCCGAUGGACGACGCAACGACUCCUACCAGGGCCACCUUCAGUCGUGGCAACUCGGCUGCUGGGGCGAAUAGAAACAGCACUGGGCUGGUGUCACAGAAGCCUUUACCAACAUCACCAUUCCCCGAUGCCGUUCAGGUUCCCGAGCCAUCCGAAAAGCCGUCAUCACAAGGAGAAAAUUCUCAACAACCAACCACUCCAGCCGAUUCGGAAGACGUCGAUAUGAACGCAUCCGAAGGAGAAGACGGAGGAAACGAUGACGCAGGAUCCGACGAUGACAGCCUCAACGCUGAUGGCACCAAGUCCAAGAACAAGAAGAAGUCGCAACGCUUCUAUUGCACUGACUAUCCACCUUGUAAUCUUAGCUUCACCAGAAGUGAACAUCUGGCUAGGCACAUUAGAAAGCACACGGGCGAAAGACCGUUCAUGUGCCAUUGCACAAGAAGGUUUUCGAGACUCGACAACCUGAGACAGCAUGCCCAAACUGUCCAUGUCAACGAAGACAUUCCGGCAGACUCGCUGGCCGUGGCGAGUUCCAGGUUUGUCCGACAGGUGCGACCGGAUCGCGUGCGACCCAACGGCAGGGCCAGGACAGGAACUGGUGGCAGCGCUGGCGGGCCAGCUCGUGGCCACUCUAAGUCCUUGUCGACAUCUAGCAUAGCCAGCAUCGGCUCUUUGGGAUCCAACUAUAGCAAUGCACCACGCGAUGAUCCCGCCCGACGACGUCCUCCACCACUGGUUAUGGCCGAUCCCCGAUCGAGACUGUCACUCGAAUCAUACCGCAGCGGUGUUGACAGUCAGUAUUCAUAUCGAGCAGCAUCACCCAGCGACUUUAGCACCCCGACGUCAGCUACUUUCUCCACUGGCCAGAGCAGUCCGCGGUGGGCAUCGGGGAUGGCAUCACCUACAACCUCUCACUCGCGUGCUCACAGUAUGUACAGCACCGGCAGUCAGACCCCCGGAAGGCGACUUUCUGUGCCAUCUGUUGCUGGAAAUCCUUUUCAGUCUCCACACGGCGCGACCCCUGCGGUCGGGAGACCUAUGUUUGGACCAUCAGGGCUUAACACAUCACAUUCAGGCGUCUUUUCUCCCAGCAGUGCCAGCCUGCUCUCGUCGCCCACUCUAUCUCCGGCGGGCGGUUGGUCUCGGCGCGAAUCAAUGUCAGAGGCAGAAGCGAUGGAAUGGAGACGAAGAACGUGGCACGUUGAGCGAGACUUCAAUGUCGGUGGCAGCCGCCUCAGCAAAGUUAUGAAUGUCGAUGAGCCCAUGACCGCUCCUGAUGGGUCUGUCCGGCUGCCUGGCAUUGAGUCCUUCGACGUGCCUACCCCCCUUACUCCCCCUCGUAGGAUACCAUCACCAAUGAUGGUAGACUCUGAGCCAAACGCACCCCCUGCCCUCCUACUACCAGAUACGAGGCCGCGGGCAGAGGCCCAUCGCCCCCCGCAGUGGGACAGGGAUAUGAGCCUUCACCGAGGCCUCACCAAAUUGGAUAUUACAUCGAGCAGCUCACCACGCGACAGUGCUGGCGCUUGGGCAAGCGAGGCCAACAGCGCGGUACAAGCACAGGCUGAGCACGUACGAGAGCAAAUUCGCACCCAGCCCACCGUCAGGUUCGAUCCCGAGACGCGCGUGGUUCCGAUUCCAAACCCGGCCCCCUUAGGCCCACCCCCUACUAGCAGCAAUAACAUGUUCAGAGGCCAUCAGCACACGAUGUCUGCGCCCUCUAUUACCUCUCGUGAGUCCAAGAGGCAUGGCUGGUACCAUCGGCCGAACCCAAUGACUAUCCAUGCCCGUAUAAACGAGGGUACGGAGCCCAGGGAACAGAGGGUAUCGCACGUGGACCGGAUGAUGCAUCCGAACUUCAGCGGAUUUUCAGGUUUCCCCGCUAGGGAAAACCCAUCGCCACGACACUCGGUACCAGCAUCAAAUCCGCAGGUUACGCCUAUCAACCGACCUGGUGAACAGCACGGUGAAAGAGGCCAAAACCAACAGCCUGAUACUUUGGACCGAUUCAAGACUCUCGUCGCCGCUGCUACGGGAGGUGUGCCGACGGCUACCGCUUGCUAGGAACAAACAGACGCUUAAACGGGCUGCACGGUCACGUCCCAUCUCUCGUCGGCCGUAUCAAACAUUGACCAUGACACAUACAUCUCCUUUCUUCACGACUUUUACGACUUUCUCCUUUGUGCUUAUCCUGAAUUGAAUUUCUUGUAGCGCGCAGUUAUGACUGGAGGCACAGCACAGCAUUGAGACGAAGACGGAACUUGAUUCCACCCAGGGCAACCGGACUUUCUUUUCCUUUUCGUUCACGAUGUUGCAUACUCUCUGAUACGGUCUGCGUUUACUUUAUUUGCUCUUCUUAUUUCGCUAACUUCUGCAUUCAAAGUCUUCUCAUGUUUGACGCUGCCAUGCUUUUCAUUCAUCUUUCCUUUCAGGUCGGCUGUCUGUCUGUGUUUUUGGUUCAACAACAGCCAGGUGAAAUCGCUAGAGCUCUUUUGGUCAUUUACUGCUCGAGCGUGGUUAUAGUCAGUUACUUGCUGGCCUACCCAUACUUGGGAUUGCAUUAAUCUUCUAUGUUAGGUUUGGUUUCUUUCAAGUGAUAGCACCUAGCCAUCCAGGUACCCUUGUGAGCUAACAGCGAUAAUCUCGACUUCAUUUACUAUGUACAAGCUUGCUGCCCUGGUUUUUUUUUUGGUUUUUUUUUUGGAUAGCAUGGAACUUGGCUUUUUUGUGGGAUCAUCAUGGAAGGUCUACGGCACUGUCUUUCACCGG